This is a messenger RNA of Laccaria bicolor S238N-H82, 921 nucleotides long. RefSeq names its product ZIP-like iron-zinc transporter (gene ZIP-E). The transcript is spliced from 5 exons. Gene Ontology annotation, molecular function: metal ion transmembrane transporter activity. Gene Ontology annotation, biological process: zinc ion transport; transmembrane transport. Lineage: Eukaryota; Fungi; Basidiomycota; Agaricomycetes; Agaricales; Hydnangiaceae. The record is from RefSeq and is a predicted model, not a curated record. Bases 1 to 921 code for a protein of 306 amino acids. Gene Ontology annotation, cellular component: membrane.
AUGCUUCUACAGCUCGUCGUGAUGUCCGCCCUGCUUGGGGCGUGUUCGUUUGGUGCUGGAAUGCUUCCCUUGUCCUUUGUCUUUGCCAAAAACCAGGUUGAUCGUCUCGCCGCCCUUGGAACGGGUCUCCUCUUAGGAGCUGCGCUGGGUGUUAUCAUUCCAGAAGGGAUGGAAACGAUAGUCGCCGCUCAUCCAAACCAGCCUUUUCCAAUCUCACAAGUAGCUUUAUCUCUUCUCGUGGGUUUCACGCUCAUGCUCAUAAUUGAACAACUCGUAACGCCAAAUGCACACACCCACGACGCGUCAAGCGACCUCAUCAUGCGCCCCAAAAAUACCCCGCUCACCUUGGAAUUUGACGCUGACUUGGGAGAUCUUGAGAGCAGCCAGGGAUCCUCAGUACUACCCCAAUCUCUUGAAACCGGGAGCGGAAGAGAACGCGCCUUCCCGCUGACACUUGGCUUGGUCAUACACAGCCUUGCAGACGGUAUAGCAUUAGGUGCCGCCAACCUAGCCAAGACAACGCCAGGAACGGCAAACACGGUGUCGUUCAUCGUAUUCCUUGCUUUGCUGCUUCAUAAAGCACCCACAUCGCUCGCACUCACAACUUCCCUCAUCGCUACAAAUUUGCCACGGCCUGAUUGCAAAAAGCAUCUUGCCGUCUUCAGUGCAUCAACGCCCCUAAGCGCCAUCGCGUCGUACCUUUUGUUCUCCCUGCUUGGCGACGGCGAUGGUGGCGGUUUGACAGGCGUUGCUCUCUUGUUGUCGGGUGGCACGUUUCUUUAUGUUGCAACUGUGCUGCAACCUAUUUCGCAUCACUCGGCUACUGCAGCGGACAUAAAACCUUUGACAAGAGUCUUGCAUAUCACGGCAGGGAUAUUUAUUCCUUAUGGUUUGAGCACGUUCCUUGGGCGUGGUCAUUGA